AUGACUAGAGCAAUAGCGAACUUUCUCUGGCUUCUCGCCAUGAUAACGCUGGUGGUGAAUGCUGCUUCUGUAUAUGGAAUCUUUACGGGAAUAACCUCCAUCACUAAUAUAGUGAGUGGUCUGCCUUCGGCCCCACCGUUGCCUAUUUGGCAAGCAACAGUUUCAUGGGAAAUGGAUAGUAGCGAGAUAUCUGAAGGAGAUACCUUCACUUUGCAUAUGCCAUAUGUAUUUAAAUUCUUGACUACAACUUCAACGGCUUACCUCUCGGUAGGAUCUACGAAUUAUGCAAGCUGUAAUUUAUUUACUGGAGGAGUCAUUGUUAACUAUUCAGAACUCCAGUGCACAGUGUUGAGCUCCAUAGCUUCAGUAAAUACAUUAAAUGGUACGUUAUCCUUCGGUAUAGCAUUUCAAGCAGGUUUAGGCUCGCGUCAAAUGGAUUUAGAUGCUGCUGGUAUAUUCACUGCUGGAUCUAAUACAAUCACUUGGGAUGAUGGUCAGAAUCUGUUCCAAACUACAGUUUCAUUUGACGCAGGAAGGCUGAAUUCUCUUACAACAAUAGAUCCAAGCAAACUCAAUAUCGCAUACCGUACCAUUCCAAAUUUUCAGCUUGUUCAGAACCUUAUCGUAGGCUCUAACUGUACCAAUGGAGUCGUUUCAGGAACCUUAGGAUUUACAAUUACCGCAGGUGGUACUAUAGAUUGUACAAGUGCGAAGGUGUCAAUGUCUAACAAGCUUAAUGACUGGUAUUAUGCAAAAUCUGUUCAACAACUUACUUAUACUGGAACGUGUAGCUCAUCUCUGUUCGUUGUUAGCUAUACUAAUUUGCCAGCAGGCUUUAGAGCGCUCAUAGAUGCAAAUCUUAUUCCUUCUAUGAUUGACAAAGCAUCAGUGACAUACGUAAAUACUUACAAAUGUGUUGGAAGCACAUCAUCCCAAACAUAUGGCUAUAGUGCUAACUGGUCACCUUACACUACUGUGAACGGUGACUCAAAUGGGAAUGCUGUCCAAUUAAGUACUCGAACUUGGACUAACUCCUAUACACAAGUUACUACACUACCCUUUAGUACAGCACUGGGUAACACAAAAACAAUAUUGGUCAAUGUUCCUAUUCCUACAACUACAGUUACACUGACUUGGCUGAGUUCAUUCAUUACGACAAAGACUUCUACAACUACAAUUGGGGGUACUGCGAAAGUAGAAAUUGACAUUCCCAUUCCAACCACUACUACUACAACUACCUGGACUGGGUCACAAAUUUCUACUACAACUAUUUCUGGAUCAAUUGGUGGCACAGCCACAGUGAUCAUAGAACUACCAACCCCUAUUACCACUAUUACUUCAACUUGGAGUGGGAACAGUACUCAAACUAUCACUUUCACAGCCUCGCAGGGUGGCACCAAUACUGCGAUUGUCAAUGUUCCUACUCCUACUACUACUAUAACUAGUACAUGGACAGGAUCCACCGUAUCCACAAGCACAAAAGCAGCUUCAUCUGGUGGUACUGCUACUGUGAUUAUUGAAGUUCCUACUCCUACUGCUACUAUAACUAGUACAUGGACAGGAUCCACUGCAUCAACAAGUACACAAACAGCUUCAUCUGGUGGUACCGCCACGAUUAUAGUCGAAGUGCCUACUCCUACUACUACUAUAACUAGUACUUGGACAGGUACUGGUAUCGAGACGACUACAGUGACAGCUUCUGUGGGUGGUACCGCCACGGUUAUAGUCAAAGUGCCUACUCCUACUACUACUAUAACUAGUACAUGGACAGGAUCCACCGUAUCGAUAAGUACACAAGCUGCUUCACCUGGUGGUACUGCCACUGUGAUUGUUGAAGUUCCUACUCCUACGACUACCAUUACUAGCACAUGGACUGGUAGUGCUGUCGAGACCACCACCGUGAGUGCGUCAGAGGGUGGUACCGCUACUGUAAUUGUUGAAGUUCCAUCUCCUACUACUACCGUUACUAGUACAUGGACGGGUACUGAUGUCGAGACCACUACCGUGACUGCCUCUGAAGGUGGUACUGCCACUGUGAUUGUUGAAGUUCCUACUCCUACGACUACUAUUACUAGCACGUGGACCGGUACCACAGUUGAGACCACUACGAUUACUGCCUCUGAAGGUGGUACUGCCACUGUGAUUAUUGAGAUUCCAACUCCUACUACUACUAUUACUAGUACAUGGACAGGUACUGAUGUUGAGACCACCACCGUGAGUGCGUCAGAGGGUGGUACCGCUACUGUAAUUGUUGAAGUUCCAUCUCCUACUACUACC
This is a messenger RNA of Dujonia railenensis, 2277 nucleotides long. The record is from the annotation of a GenBank genome assembly. NCBI's taxonomy places the organism in Eukaryota, Fungi, Ascomycota, Pichiomycetes, Serinales, Debaryomycetaceae.